CAAGUUAUUUAUCUGUCUUAUUUAUUUAAAGACAUGUUUUAUAUGUAGCUGCAGAAAAAAAAACCUCACUACGCUCAAUAAGCUGGAUCUAUUUGCCACCUUCGUCUGUACUCCUGGUUUUCUAAAACUGUAGACACCGGCCGGGUCCUGGAGGUUCCCCUUGAGACAGGAAUAGCCCCAUGAUUUCAUGAAUGAGGGACCUGCAGGGUAAGAGACUCCAUUUCUGAGUCGACUCUGGAUCUGGAAAACUUAUUGGACCUUGCUCUGACCAAAGAGCUUUGAUAUGGGAUAUUUACUUCAAACAGAUUAACCUGCAAUUAAAAUGAAAAAGAUUAAACUUGUAAGGCUGCACGUUUACUUGGAAACCACUGCACUGCUACAGUGAAGUGAGGGAGUGAGUGUGAGAGGGACAGCAGCAGCAGCAAGUGUCAUCUGGUCUUCCAACUUGGGGAGGGCUUUGGAGUUUAAAAUGGUGUGAAUAUGAUAGCCAUCGGUAUAGCUUAUGCAAGUGGAGAUCUGUCUGCACCAUUGAAAGUUGACAGUUCAGAGGCACUAAUCUGACAAAAGGACGGCGUAAAUCAACAACAGCACAAAGAUUUUGGGACAUCAACAGAUAAAACUGUUGUGCUGCACUUUGUGCGUAAAAGAAAAAAAAGGGGGGGACUUUGCCUGAAUCGUUGGCGGCUGCAUGACAAAGAGAGUUGGGAGGACGCAGAGGCAAAAGGGCAAGAGGAAGGCACCAAGGAGGUGAGUGACGGAUUUACCCUCGGAGGGGUAAAAAAGAUGACCGUGGUGUCCCAGGAGAACCACGACGAGACUGUGGUCGUAACUCCUUUGCUGCAAGAUGCUGCGGACUUGGAACCAGCGGACCAGGAGUGCAGCGAGAGGGUGGUCAUCAACAUCUCAGGUCUGCGUUUUGAGACGCAGUUAAAGACCCUGUCCCGCUUCCCGACCACGCUUUUGGGAGAUCCACGUAAAAGGAUGCGUUUCUUUGACCCGCUGAGAAAUGAAUACUUCUUUGACAGGAACAGGCCGAGCUUUGACGCCGUCCUCUAUUAUUACCAGUCAGGAGGGCGGCUUCGGAGGCCCGUAAGUGUCCCUGUGGAUAUUUUCCUGGAAGAAAUAAGGUUUUAUGAACUUGAGGAAGAGGCCAUAGAGCUUUUCCGAGACGAUGAGGGCUUGGCGAGGGAAGAGGAGCGCCCGCUGCCUGAUAACGAGUUUCAACGCCAGUUUUGGCUCCUGUUUGAGUAUCCAGAAAGUUCGGGACCUGCACGGAUAAUUGCCAUCGUGUCAGUUAUGGUUAUCUUAAUAUCCAUUAUUAUAUUCUGCAUGGAGACUUUACCCGAGUUUAGAGAAGUACCCGUAGUCCACGACACUCACGCCAAUGGAAGUGCUCAAGACCAAGCGCCCAGUCCGUUCACUGAUCCGUUUUUCAUGGUGGAGACGCUUUGCAUUGUGUGGUUCUCUUUUGAAUUCACCAUGAGAUUUCUCUCCUGCCCCAGUAAACCAGCUUUCUUUAAAAACAUCAUGAACUUGAUCGAUGUCGUGGCUAUAGCUCCUUAUUUUAUCACCUUAGGCCUUGAUCUCGCAGAGCAUCAGGGCAGCAGUCAGCAGGCUGCGUCUUUGGCCAUACUGAGGGUCAUCCGUCUGGUCCGUGUUUUCAGGAUUUUUAAACUUUCCAGACACUCCAAGGGUCUCCAGAUUCUCGGCCAAACGCUCCACGCGAGCCUCAGGGAGCUGGGACUGCUCAUCUUCUUCCUGAUUAUUGGAGUUGUUUUAUUCUCCAGUUCUGUUUAUUUUGCAGAAGCAGAAGACCCUGAUUCUGGAUUUUCAAGUAUACCUGAUGCGUUUUGGUGGGCUGUGGUGACAAUGACCACAGUUGGAUAUGGAGACAUGUGUCCCUCCACCAUCUGGGGGAAAGUCGUUGGAUCUUUGUGUGCCAUCGCCGGAGUGCUAACCAUAGCUUUACCUGUCCCUGUUAUUGUGUCAAAUUUCAAUUAUUUCUACCACAGAGAGAACGAGGAGGAGGAAAAUAUUCAGUACAUACACGUGACUUGUGGACAGCAGCAGCUCUCCUUUGGUGAAUGUGAUUCAAACAAAAGUAACCAGUCGCUCUCCAAAACUGAUUCCUACCAGGAAAGCGACGACUUGGAAAUUUUGACACAUCCAAACUUAAACCCAGUGGAGGCAUACACAGGGAAACUGACAGAUGUAUAAAACGCACCGUUGGAAGAGGGGUUUUAUUUCUGGAGGCAGACGAUUAAAUGAAGCUUCUUUCUCCCUCAGAGUCGCAACAAAAUACAAGAGUGGGAUUCUCUUCUUCUCCAGAAUAUUGGAUAAUUUCCUCACAGUGCAGUGGAAGUGUUUGGGAAAUGUUCAGUCUGCCUUAAUGGACAUUGUGUGUAUCAAUCAUCAGUAGAAAACAACAACAUUCUUUUGUGUAGCCUUUAUAAAUGACCACGCUUUCUUUGUAUAAAAGCCUUUGUGUAUACUGCGUUUUUGUAAUUCUGAAUUUUCCUUUUUCUUAUGCAGCUUAUAACGCAAAGUUGGAGUCGCAACUUACCUCUGUGUUGUUACAAACAUUCAGAUUGCUUUGCAGCUCGCUGUAAACAACAUAGCUCAGAACAUUACGAUGCAAUGUCUGCAUGACAUGAAUUCAUUGUGAAUUUAAAAUGUAAUAAAAUAUUUAUUUUUCUAA
Morone saxatilis (striped sea-bass) is the source of this 2698-nucleotide messenger RNA. Its product is annotated as shaker-related potassium channel tsha2-like. The transcript is spliced from 2 exons. The record is from RefSeq and is a predicted model, not a curated record. Gene Ontology annotation, molecular function: protein binding; delayed rectifier potassium channel activity. Bases 784 to 2217 code for a protein of 477 amino acids. Lineage: Eukaryota; Metazoa; Chordata; Actinopteri; Moronidae. Gene Ontology annotation, biological process: protein homooligomerization; potassium ion transmembrane transport. Gene Ontology annotation, cellular component: voltage-gated potassium channel complex; membrane.